UGGAGGCAGCAGCACACAGCAGCAGACACAGGGGGCAGGCCAAAGCCCACAGGGGGGGGUAGAGUACCAUGGCCUACCGCGGUCCGAUGCAGGAAGAAGCUACUUUCGUCGAUGACUUCAUGGACGGUAUGACCACCAUGCCCAACGAGAUCAGGCGAAACUCGCAACUGAUGCGAACGCUGGACAAAGACGCACAUGGUCUCUCAUCAGAGCUCGAGGCCCUGCACAACAAGUUCUUGGGGCAGGCGAGAGAGAAGAUGAAGGCGAGAGGGGACAGCCAGGAACUCGACCCGAAGGUCCUCGUUGAUGACCCCCCCCUGAUGGCCGAAAUCGACAGCUUAUUCUCCCGCACCAAGCAGAUCGUCGACGAAAAGGUUGCGAUCGCGGACCAGACGCACCAGAUGGUGGCAGACAGACUAAAGAGGCUCACGACGGACCUCGCUAGCUUCGAGCAGACCCUGCACAGCCAGGGGGAGUUCGACGUGGGGGCCGCGCAGCCGGGGGACCAGGUGGCCUUCCAGGAGGACCCCGAGGCGGACUGGGUGCUGGGCAGGGUGUUGUCGUGGAUGCACGAGACCGGCCAGUACGAGGUGAUGGACGAAGACGACAAUAGCAAGAAGCUCACCAUGGACGAGCACCAGGUGAUACCGUUGGAGGGACGAACAGAGCGGCUAUCGAAGGGAGACGAUGUGCUGGCUGUCUACGUGGACACCACCUCCUUCUACCACGCUACCAUCGCGAUACCGCCGAGGGGAAGAGGCCAAAUCGGAAAUGGGGGGACGGCGCACGUGCAAUUCGUGGACGAUGCGGACGAGCACGGCGUUACACCGCACCGGGCGGUGCCAAUCAUUCACAUUAUAAAGCUCCCGCUGGGCUCGUGA
Molecule: messenger RNA, 881 nt
Organism: Ectocarpus siliculosus
Lineage: Eukaryota; Phaeophyceae; Ectocarpales; Ectocarpaceae
Source: the annotation of a GenBank genome assembly